This is a messenger RNA of Phycomyces blakesleeanus NRRL 1555(-), 804 nucleotides long. RefSeq lists its product as hypothetical. Lineage: Eukaryota; Fungi; Mucoromycota; Mucoromycetes; Mucorales; Phycomycetaceae. The transcript has 6 exons. The record is from RefSeq and is a predicted model, not a curated record. Bases 1 to 804 code for a protein of 267 amino acids.
AUGCAAGUUCCUGUCAUCGAAAAACCGGAGGAGUGGAUGAGUAAAAUCAUUAAGCUUGAAGCUUUAUUCCGCUCUUGCGAAGGCAGCCAGCAAGUUGCUGAUCUUUUGAAAAAAGUAAAAAAGUUUCACUCUUCUAUCAAAUUGCAAGCGCCAGAGAACUUCAAGUAUCCAGGAAGACGCAAAGGCAGUAGCCGUCCUAAAUACUUGCCAAAGGGCUUUGGUCGCCCAAUGUGGAGAAAGACAAGUGUCUUGGCUGGAACUGCCGGGAUUAAGGCAAUGUACCGACGAAAGGUUACAAAUAUGGCUCAAAAGAGUUUGUCUGGCCUCAAGGUCACAACAAAACAAAACAAAAAUAUUAAAAAAAAAUCAAAAAAGAGCCUCUCGACUCAGGAGCCUCUAGACCCUGGGAUGUUGUCUUAUACGAAUAUGCUUUUUAGUCGAUACCCCCAAAAAAAUGGGUUCAAAAGACCUGCCACCGCUCUAGAAGAUUACCAGUAUGAUAAUCGCACCUCUGUUGGCAAGAGGGUUAAAUUCCAACCCGGUUUUCCUGUCUCUCAUGAGAUAGUUCAUGACGGUAAGGGUGGGUUUAACCCUACUGCUGAUGGGUGGUGUGGUUUUCGGGUCCUUGCCCAUUUGAUCGAUGAAGAUCAGGAAAAGUUCCCUCGUUGUGCCAGAAAUAAGAUUGAUGAUAACUUUGAUACUUACUGGAAUAAGUUCAAAGAAUUUAAUAAGCAUGACCGCAGAAAUGACAUGCUCUCUCUCCAUUCUGAUCUAGAUCAACUAAUUGAUCUUACUCCAAAAUAA